Molecule: messenger RNA, 2358 nt
Organism: Drosophila suzukii
Lineage: Eukaryota; Metazoa; Arthropoda; Insecta; Diptera; Drosophilidae
Product: putative ferric-chelate reductase 1 homolog
Cellular component (GO): membrane
Molecular function (GO): transmembrane ascorbate ferrireductase activity
Source: RefSeq, a predicted model, not a curated record
CCGACUUUUUCAGUCGUUGGCGGCAAUUCAUUGCGUUCGGUUUUGCUAAAUAAAGGCGGUUGAUUCGACGAGAAAAAAGAGCUACGCAGCUCGGAGUGAUUUUCGAAUAUUGUUGACAGCGAUUUUAGGUGCUCCACGAUUCCGAUGACGAUGACGCAGCCGCUGACGAAGCGGAGUUGGCUGGCGGUGGUCAUGGCGCUGCUGCUGGCGGUGGUCACCUGGCCAAAUCCCGGCCAGAGUCUGCCACAAGGUGCUCCGGAAACGGUGUGCGACACCAUGCUGCCGUUCCACUCCGGCGGCAGUAUUCUCCCCCAGAACAGUGUCUCCCCCUUCAGCGUGGAGACCUCCUCCUCCACCCUUGGUCAGGGUCAGACGCUCCGCGUGGAUCUCACGGGAGUGCCGGCUGGUCUGACCUUCGGCGGUUACAUGAUCCAGGCACGUAACCGUAAUCCACCCCAUCAGAUCGUGGGACAAUUUGGAGCCGCCCGCGAUGGCACCAUCAAGCUGAUGAACUGUGAAAACUCCGUGAACAACUCGGCCACCCACAGCAAUGCCGGGGCCAAGCAGCAGGUGCUCCUGGAGUGGCAGUCGCCGGUGGACUUCCUUGGCCAGGUGGUCUUCAACGCCACGAUUGCCCAGAGCUACAAUGAAUUCUGGGUGGGCGUACCCUCGCAGCCCGUUCAGAUAGUCCGUCGGGAUGUGUCCGGUCCACCACUGCCUACCCAGGGUCCUUCUGCCCCCCUGGGAACCACCCGAACUCCCUAUGUCCCGCCCAGCUAUGUGACACCCAACAACGUAGCCGCAGUGGUCUCCGAUCCCAUCUACAAUGGUUGCGGAGAGAGCAAGAACUGCUUUGGUUUCCCAGACGGAUGCGUGGCCUCCAAGACCUGCACCUCCAUCUCUGUGGUCACCGUGAGGGGGGAUGUCUUCGAGUUCGAGAUUCAGUCCGGCAAGGGAACCAAUGCCGCUUAUGUGGCGGUGGGUCUUUCCGAUGACGCCAAGAUGGGUGACGACUUGACCACUGAGUGCGUGCCAGAGAAUGGAAGGGUCAAUCUGUACUCCUCCCUGACUUCGGCCUCUCCCUACGCAGCUGUGAGAUCCAGUGUGAGCCAGAACUCUGCCCGCCUGUUGGAUGCCUCGAUUGUGGAUGGAGUAAUCUACUGUCGGGUGCAAAGGGAUGCGGUGACCAAUGUGCAGGGACGCACCUUUGACCUUCGCAACGGCAGGUACCACCUGUUGGUGGCCUCGGGCAGCAGCCUCAAGGAGAACAGCGUGGGCUACCACGACAUUGGACGACUGCCCUCGGCACAGGCCAUCAAUUUGGCGGAGGUGCAGGUUCUAGGCGGAUCCAGCAGACUGCUGGUGCAGCUCCACGGAGCCUUCAUGAUCGCCGCCUGGAUCGGCACGACCUCGCUGGGCAUCAUCUUUGCGCGCUACUUCAAGCAGACGUGGGUGGGCAGCCAGAGCUGCGGCAAGGACCAGUGGUUCGCCUGGCAUCGCCUGCUCAUGGUCACCACCUGGUCGCUCACGGUGGUUGCCUACGUGCUCAUCUGGGUGGAGCUGAAGCGGGCGGUGUUUCAUGCCCACUCCAUCAUUGGUAUGAUCACUGUGAUUCUGUGCUUCAUCCAGCCCAUUGGAGCCCUGUUCCGACCGGGACCGAAUGAUAAGAAGAGGCCGUACUUCAACUGGGGUCAUUGGCUGGGCGGUAACCUGGCCCACAUCCUGGGAAUUGUCACCAUCUUCUUCUCUGUUAAACUGCCCAAGGCCGAGCUGCCCGAGUGGAUGGACUGGAUCCUGGUCAGCUUCGUGGUGGUGCACGUGCUGGUCCACCUGAUAUUCUCCAUCGGAUUGUGUUUGAAUCAUUGGCAGAUCACGGGAAUGGCCUCGGAACGCCAUCUGAGCCAGCGGGCGAAUACCUUCCAAAUGGGCGACCUGUCGCAUCAUCAACAGCACGCCAUGCGGAAUGGCAUGAGCAUGGAGCGGAAAAUGGAUGCUCCGUACGGCAGCAUGCGCAAGGGAUUGCUGGGAGUCUAUGGCGUGGUGCUGGUUCUCUUCGUGGUGGUGCUGAUCCUUCUAGUGGUGCUGGCACCCAUCGAACAAUACCUGGGCAAGUCCUAGGCGCCCUGGGAUGUCUUUUAACCUGUCCCCUCCCAAUACUCGUAUCAGUUUUAUGUGCUCAUUGUUUAACCCCUUCCGCCCACGGCUCUGCCCUGCCCCCCACACCCAAUCCUCCCCUGAUCCCAUUCCCCUCCAGCGAUGUGUUGUUAAGUGUAAUUAGAAGCAAGUGUAACCUGGGGCGGAGCGUUCAGUACAUGUUAUAUAAUUUAUUAUUAAUAAAAUAAAACAAGCCAACAUAAA